ACGGGGUGAAAUUGGAAAAUGGAGGAGACCACAGAUCCCGACAAACCCAAACAACCCAAGCGAAAACAGAGGAAUCCUUCGGAAUGGAAACGCGAGAAAAGAAAACGUUCGAUCAUCGCCGGGGAAUCCCACAUCAGCGUGAAAGGUGAGCUCGUUCUGCCGAAAAAAAUCGGCGCGGACUGCAACUGCAAGUUGAAGUGCUACCAAAAGGUGGACGAAAACACCAGACAAAGACUGUUCAAGGGUUACUACUCGCUGAAGACGUACGACGAGCAGAACGCGUACCUGUUCGGCCUGAUAAAGAAGCAGGACGUGAAGCGGAAGAAGAACCUCGAGUCGGACAGGAGAACUUGCACGUACAAGUACCACGUACGCGACCAGGGGAAGGAGAUACAGGUCUGCAAGCUAGCCUUCGCCCACAUACACGCCGUCUCGUUUCGGAAGAUACGGACGCUGAGUGAGAAGCUCGACCAGAACAUCCUGUUCCCCAGAGACGGCCGCGGCAGACACAACAACCGCCCCACCAAAGUUUCCCCGACCACCAUCGAGAUGAUCAAGACCCACAUAUUCCAGGUGAUGAAGUCGAACGACCUGAAGAACUUCCUGAAAGAGGACAAAAACAAGCAGAUGACGCCCGAGUUGAACGUCGCCAAACUCCACACGCACUAUUUACAAAUGUACGAACCUGAAGCCAUAAACAUAGCCACUGGGCAGCCCAUCCCCGGCUACCAGCAGAAGGUGAAGAACUGGCUGUACCGCAAGGUGUUCCACGACGAGGUGCGGUCCAGGGACUUCCAGGUGCUGAAGAGGCGCCUGGAGGUGUUCGCGGAGGCGCCCCAGGGGCCGAAGGGCUCCGUCGCGGACCAGGCGGGCCUCAAGCUCGAGGCGGACGACAAGGCGGUCAAGAAGUCUCGGAGGAAAGGCACGGCCAAGAAGCUGGCCUUCGCCGAGCCCGUCUCCAUGGGCUACGCCACCGCGGAGGUGGACGCCAUCGGCCUGGAGUCCAUGUCCAGGUACGUGGACCCGUCGGUGACGAAGGCGGCGGAGACGCUCAGCAUGUUCCAGCAGAAGUCGGGGAUGCAGCAGAGCUGCUCUGUCCUGUUGUAG
This is a messenger RNA of Bacillus rossius redtenbacheri, 1107 nucleotides long. RefSeq lists its product as uncharacterized. The transcript has 4 exons. The coding region runs from base 19 to 1107 and encodes 362 amino acids. Lineage: Eukaryota; Metazoa; Arthropoda; Insecta; Phasmatodea; Bacillidae. The record is from RefSeq and is a predicted model, not a curated record.